Messenger RNA from Osmia bicornis bicornis, 1361 nucleotides. RefSeq names its product short-chain dehydrogenase/reductase family 16C member 6-like. Bases 312 to 1325 code for a protein of 337 amino acids. Gene Ontology annotation, molecular function: oxidoreductase activity, acting on the CH-OH group of donors, NAD or NADP as acceptor. The record is from RefSeq and is a predicted model, not a curated record. Lineage: Eukaryota; Metazoa; Arthropoda; Insecta; Hymenoptera; Megachilidae. The transcript is spliced from 8 exons.
UCAUCUGCGUCAAUGAUGUGCAUCUUCGAUGAAAGAGGCAGUCCUUGACCAUGGACGUUGAACUGAACCUGUUCAAAGACUGCAUCCGUUCGCUUUAGUGAUACGACGAUCAGCCGGUCGGAACAUUUUCGCUGCAGCUUCGCAAAUGGAUUACGUCCGACCGUGAUUCAACCGCGGAUUUAUGAGAGGUCUAGAUCACAACUGACUCAGCAUCACCGUUCGAGGAUUAACAAGUUUUGAUACAGUGAUGGAUUUGAACUCGAAACUUCGUGUUUGAUGAAUUACUUUCUCGUCCACGAUAUCAAUCUUGGAUGGCCAAGUCAAUGAUUCCAAGUUUCCUUAUUCGUGGAUUGUUCACCUCAGCAGCGAGACACAACAGGUUCAAGCAGACAAUGAUCUCUUCAAGAGACGAAGCACUGAUCGUAAACCCGAGGAUGAUCUACCCUUCGUCGAACUUCUGGCUAUUUUUCACCGUUGAAUUUUUAAUCGGAGCACUUCUAUCCGCUUUCCUUGCUGUUCUCGUGCUAUUGAAGUCCCUGUUACCGAAACCGCCUCGAGAUUUGACCGGAGAUGUGGUCGUAGUAGCAGGAGCCUCCUCGUCCCUCGGCAAAUCCCUGGCCGAAGAAUUCGCGAAGAAAGGAUGCACCGUGGUUUGUAUGGACAGUGACUCCAGAUCCAUCCAGGAAACAGCUUGCAGAUUGAAAGCAACUCGUCCUAGCGUUGAAGAAAUCACACCUAGACACAGAAAGGACGAUUCCUCGAGGCACGAAUCAAUGAUAUAUGCUUAUCAGUGCGAUUUAAUAGACAGGAAUGAUAUUCGGAGAACUGCAGAGAGGAUCAAGGAAGAUAUUGGAAGGGUUGAUAUCCUGGUUACCUGCGUUGGUAAUCCGAAUCAGGAUAUCUUCGAUGCGACUAGUAGGACUCUGAUGAGCCAUUUUUGGACAGCCAUGGCAUUCGUACCAUUGAUGUUGUAUCGCGAACGAGCUCAUAUCGUUGGCGUAACUCCAGUUGCGUCGAGUCAAGAUGCGUUCCAUGGUUCAAGAGCAGCGAUAGUCAGUCUGAAAGAAAGCCUUUGUCAAGAAUUGGGUAAUUUCAACAGUCAGCUGACGUUCCUGGCAUUCACACCGAUCGUCGAAUCCAGCACUUGGAAGGAAAGCGAAGAACAAGUGGCUCGUAACAUCGUGCGUGCUGUUAGAACGGAUCAGAAUACAUUGAGCACCGGUUGGGUGUCCAGAUUCUUAUACCAAAUAAGCUGUGCUAUUUACUAUGGAAUAACGCUCGUCACGCAAUGGAUCCAUUCCCAGGGAUGCGAUUAUUCUACAUAAGUUUUAUUUAUAAAAUAAAAUCAAUAGAAAAAAGGA